AUGGCUGCGCCCGGUCUCGCACCCCCAGGACCUGACAGCUUCAAGCUGUUCACCCCCGAGUCGCUCCGUACUAUCGAGGAGCGCCAAUUCCAGGAGAAGAUCAAGAAAAAGCCCAAGCCCAAGUCUGACAGCAGUCACCGCGAAGAAGAAGAGGAAGAACCCAUGCCCAAUGGUGAUCUGGAGGCGGGGAAGUCCCUCCCUUUCAUCUACGGGGACAUCCCUAAUGGACUGGUGGCGGUACCACUGGAGGACUUGGACCCCUAUUAUAUAAAUGAGAAAGUGAGUUCCUACACCACUCAAUCCCACACAGGGCUCGGCAUGACAAAGGGAUCAAACUAACUCCCCUGCAGUGUGGAGAAGUUAGGGGUUGGAAAGUUGUGGGGUAGGAUGGGAUGGGUCAGAGGUUUGAAAUUAGUACUGGUAUGAUAUCUGUUUAAAAUAACUUCAGGAAGGAACAAAUGGAUUGUACUAUACUCAAGUCUUUAUAGCUUGCCUUUUAAAUGUAUACUGCUUAUGACUGUGUUAUAAGUCCUAAUGUGUGUCCCCUAUAUUAAGCUUUAACCAAGUUUAUGAAUGAGAAUUUAUGCUUAUGGGGUAAGGAUAAGGAAAAAACACUAGCAUGGCUUGGCUAUGAGCAAAUUUAGAAUCAAACUAUCUGUAGGAAACCUGAUUAACCUUUUACUGCAGUGGACUAAAUCAGUGUCACAAAGAGUGUUUCCUGGUAGUUUUAAACAAAUCUACUUUGAAACAAAAUUAUACACCUCACACACAGGGCUUAAAAAAAGAAGACACCUGUACCAUGCCAGAUAUAGAGUUGAAAUGUAUUCAAUUUAGAGUUUGUAUUCCAAUAUUACACUUUAUAUACAUCACAGAAGACUGAAAUAUAACAAAACACCAGAUUUUCGAAUAUUAAUAACAUUUCACCCAUGAGGCCACCUGGUCAUUUGACUGCAGGAAAGGGCUACGAAAGGAAGAAGCCCACCCUUAUUAGACAAAAUGGAGGUUUGUGUUCCACAUCGUUGUACCAGCCAUGAAAAUAGGGUUAAGGCACAGCGUCAACAGCAAAGAUGACCUUGAGGUGUGGUAUUGCUCUUUAAUAGUUUGACCACUGGGAGAGGCAAUUAGAGCCAGUCGAUGCCUAUGAAGGCUCACAUAGAGCUCAUAGGUACAUAAUGAAUGCUCUGGCUAGCACAAUUACCCAGAAGAUGCUAGUGGAUCCAGUAACUCUGCAGUGAAUGUCUGGAGCUCUGGACCGCAGGCCUCUUUGGUAAUGCUUAUGUAGUCUUAUCUGUUGAUUGAUGCUCUGUGUUGCUGCACUUACUGGAAAUGUGCUGUGGAUGCUGGCAGCAGAGAUGAGACCAGCGGGCCUCUCUGACUAUGUGCUAUCAGUGCUCCUGCUAAUUGAAUUUGCUAGUGAGGCAAAUUGCACUUGGAUUAUGAGGGUGUUCUGUCGAAGCAGACGGUCUGCAUGCGUGUGUGUAUUGGGGUUUCUGUGUAGGAGAAUGUGGUGUGUGUGUGCAAGUUUAUGCAUUUAGUGUAUGUUUUUUCCUCUGUACAUUUCCCUACAUACAUUUAGCACAUCUUCAUAGUAUUUUUGCAUGGGGUACUUUUUCCCUGCCUAAUUGUACCACUCUGAAGGAGUUAGCAGCUGUUUUGGUCCCUUUUCACGUUUUUUUUUUUUUGCAUGGCUUCCAUACAUUUUUUUUUUACAUGGCUUCCUUGCUAAAUGUGUUAAAAAUACAACCACCAUAUCAUAUCAUGAUUCAGGCCAGCCACCACAUUAUGCCCAACUUGGUAUGCAGACACAACACAUAGGAGCUCCCGUUUAGCAUAAGUCAAAUGGUUGCUUCCCCUACCAGCCCAGGACACAACAGUUCAGUUUCCCUUUCAGUUUAGUCCCCACUCCCCUCAGCUUCCACCCCCCCUCCCUCCCCCCCAGUGUAACCCUAGCCAGGGAGAGGAGAGGAGGGGCUGGCUGCACCUUGAGGGCGGUAGAGGUGAGGAGCAGCCUAUUUCCUGGGCCAGCUGGCUGUAUUGGGCUGAGUUGCUGGGCUGGGCUGGGCAGGGCUGGAGAAAGGGUUAAGCUGAGCUGGAUGGCUGGGCUAAGCUGGAAGCUGGGCUGGCCUGGGCUGGAGGCAGGGCUGGAGGCUAGGCUGGUGGUAGGGCAGGGCUGAGGCUGAACUGGGCUUUAGGCUAGGCUGGGCUGGGCAGUCCUGUAGGCUAGGCUGGAGGCAGAGCUGGGCUGGGUGUUCUAGCCUGUAAGAGAAUCUGGGGCCUGCAGGGCUAUAGAGACCCACUCAGCAGUAUGCGUGCCUCCUAUGAUCUAACGAUCCAUGGACUUUUAUGAUGGCAGCCAGAGGAAGGGUGAUGGCGAGGUGCAAUUGCUGCAUCUUCCCCCCCUCUUCCAUCCUCCCCUCUUCCUUACCCCUUUGCCCUAUCUGUUAUGCUUGGCUCUCUCCUUCUCCUGCCUCUGCUCCCUUGUUUCUUUGUUCUCUCCUCCCUUUUCUUUGUGGAGGGAUGGAGGUAGACUCGUUCAUCAGGUGGUGCUCAGGGCUCCUUCAUGCACACCUCUCUCUUGUCUGGAGCUGUGUCUGUCUCAGUGAAUCCCUCCCUAGACCCCUUUGUGUGUGUGUGUGUGUGUGUGUGUGUGUGUGUGUGUGUGUGUGUGUGUGUGUGUGUGUGUGUGAGUGUGUGUGUGUGCGCAUGUAUGCUGUGACUCCUCUCCCUCACUCUGCCCUCCCAAGGUCUGUUACCUUUGUCAAACACACACCGUAGGCAGUGCUGUGUGUGUGUGUGUGUCAAUUAAGUAAGAGGGCCCGGUAGAGAGCAGAGCACAAGUCACUGACCUGCUGGGACCAGGAUGGUCUGGGACACACAGUACAAUGGGCAUCCCCCUCCCUGGCCAUUCAGAGCGUUUUACUACCUCCCUCCCUCCCUCCCCUCUCCCAUCCACACCUUCACCUUUCAUGACACCUAUGGGAGCCCUGGCAUGCAUAUUAAUGUGUCGCCUCAAAACCUCCUCCUCCUCAAUCUCUCUACCUCUUUUCUCUCUCUACCGCUCCAGGUUUCUCAUCCUCUCCUCUACUCGACCGCCAAUUCCCCUCUCCCCUCCCGCUCUCCCCACCUCCAUGUGUGCAAGCUUGCGUAUGACCGUGUGGUCUGUGUGUGUGUGUGUGUGUGUGUGUGUUGCUGUUAGCUGCAGUGAAACCUGAUCACAGCACUCAUGAAUCGAGUAGGGGAAGAGGGGAGCGAUGCCGGUGAGGGAAAAGUGCAGUCGCUGCAGUUUCUCUUCUCCCCUGGCUGUGAUGGAUGUGUGUGUUAGUGUGUGUGUGUAUCUGUGCAUGUGAUCAUUUGUGCAGGCGUACGUGCGCGCAUGUGUGUGUGACAGUGCAUGUGUGUGUGAGUACAUGUGUGUUGGAGAUGGGGUUGAAUUGAAGUUGUGCAAGUGUAUGUGUGUGGGAGGAGCCACAGUGAACGCUGUGUGUGUGCCCGACAGACGUGUUGGCCUGGACGCUACGUAGAAAUGUUGAACUAUACCAGGGGUACUCAACUCUUACUCUACGAGGUCCAGAGCCUGCUGGUUUUCUGUUCUAGCUGAUAAUUAAUUGCACCCACCUGGUGUCCCAGGUCUAAAUCAGUCUCUGAUUAGAGGGGAACAAUAAAAAAAUGCAGUGGAACUGGCUUUGAGGUCCAGAGUUGAGUUUGAGGGAACUAGACAAUACAGCACUAUUGGUUGUUUAAUACAGCAUACAUGGCAUCUACAGUAGCUUUAGCCUGGUUGUCAGAUCUGUUUGUGCUUCAGACAAGCUAAAACAGGUCUGGUCUAGUGACCAAGUGAAUGUAACAGAAUGUAGUACUCUAUGGCGUAACCAGCAUCUCUCCUGCUAGUCAUUCUAUCUCCAUGGUGUAGCAUUGACCCUUGCUAGCCAUUCUAUCUUUAUGGUUUAGUAGCAUUGCCCCUUGCUAGCCAUUCUAUCUCUAUGGUGUAGUAGCAUUGAACUUUGCUAGCCAUUCUUACACUGUAAAAAGUGGGACAGCACUGUUGUUCAUUUGAAGUGCUUUUUCUGAUUGGUAUGAUCCAAAAUUACACUUUGGUUCAUUCAAGCUAUUCUAUUAAAUUGACAUGAAAUCAAAUAACGAAUUUGACAGAUCAAUGUGAUCUUUUGAAUUGAAAGAAAACUUCUAUAUUGCUUUUAACAUCUCAUGCACAUUCACAUUGCAUAGCGGUGGGUGCAAUGUAGCGGCAGCAGCCUAUCAGAAGAAUAGGAGGCAUGGCCUAUUGGAGGUGUGGCUUUCAGUAUGUUAUUUUUGGCCACCUGUGAGAGUGAAUAUCAUUCCAGGUAAUGUCUUCUGUUAUAAAAAAUAAAUAAAUGAUUACAGUAUUAUGCAAGCACUGAAUCUUAAAUGAUAUCUAAAUAAGUACUGUGAUAGUAAAGAGCCUGGAAAGGUUUCCAUUGAUGGUCACCAUUUGGUUACAAUAUUGUAACCAGUUAAUGUGAAAGUCUUAUGUAAAGAAAGUGUUUGGAGUCGUUAUUUAAUGCUAUGGAACCAACUUCAUUUCUUGAUUAGCAGGAAAUUGAUUUAAUUGCUUGUAACCCAAAUGAAGAAUAUGUAGAUGUAUAUGUAAUUACAAAGGGGAAAAUCUACUUGGUACAACAUGAAAAAAUGGGUUGUAUAGAUAUGUUUGUUUUUAUGUUAUUUAUUAGGUUUAACCAAUGGGGAGAAGUAAGUGUAGUGUUGAAAUAAAGAGGUUGCAACUUGAAAUAUAGAUUUGUUAAUAAUCAAAUAUAACAGUUGGCAUUGAAUCAUUUAUUUGGUUUGAACAAGUGUUUGCUUUUUUCAUUUUUUUUUUACAUUGCAUCUCUAUUAUGUAACCAGUGUCUCUCCUGCUAGCCAUUCUACCUCUAUGGUGUAACCAGUGUCUCUCCUGCUAGUCAUUCUAUCUCUAUGGUGUAACCAGCAUCUGUCCUACAUGCUGCUGUCCCCAAAUGACCCUGGCUGAGUAGCAGACUGACAGGUCAUUUCCAAUGGCUGCUGCUGAUCAGACAGGGACAAUGAAGAUCUUUGAAUGAGUAAAACAUAUCCAGAAUGAUACACUAGUAUCAUUAACCAUAGCUAGAUCCCACGUUGGUGACUUUACUCGCUUCCUAUCAUGCCAUGGCUGUGAUUUUAAAGAGGCAAAUCCCCCCCCCCCCUUUCCUCUCUCUCUCUCCCUCUUUCUCUCUCUCUGGGGUGUAGUAAAUUAGAGCAGGGGCCUGGCUUUAGCGCUCUGUCUGAGUCCUUAGUGUCUGAUGACACAGCAUCCUUCUGUACUGCUGAGGGGGAGGAGAGAGGGAGGGAGGGAGGAGGGGGAGGGGGAGGGGGAGGGAGGGGGGAUCACACCACACCGCACGGGACAUCUAGAGGGGAGUGAUGCUCCAUGGAGUUGGACUGGCUAAAUACACUCUUAGAAAAAAGGGUUCCAAAAGGGUUCUACGUCUGUACCCAUAGGAGAACCCUUUUAGGUUCCAGGUGAAACCCUUUUGAGUUCCAUGUAGAACCCUUUCCACAGAGGGUUCUACAUGGAACUCAAAAGAGUUCUACUUGAAACCAGAAGGGUUCUACCUGGAACCAAAAAGGAUUCUUCAAAGGGUUCUCCUAUGGGGACAGCCGAAGAACCCUUUUAGGUUCUAGAUAUCACCUAUUUUUCUAAGAGUGUAGUUACAUAUGUGUGCCGGGGAGGGAGUGAGGGAGGGAGUGUGGUUGGAUAAUGAUGUGUUAGCAUUAUAGUACAUGCGGUUGCGUAAAUGCUGGCCGGUAGGUUAUGUAUACUGUAUACCGUAAUGUGACCAUCAUCUCUGGAUGUAUUAAUGCACAUAUGUUUUAGCAAGGGUUUAAGAUGGUUUGUCUCACUGAAUGUGUUUCUGUUUGCGAAGGUCAUUGAUGUCUUGGACUAUGAUUCAGACAAAAAUCAUGGCUGAGGUCAGUCAGGUGUUUAAAGAACAGUCUAAUUAACCCCCUCCCCUUCAGCUGUGGUACUAUGAUGUAGCCUAUAGAGAUAGGCUACUCCACCCUCCCUCAAUGACCUACUCUCCAUUGUUUCCCCUGCUCUGUCAUCUCUUUCUCUUUUUCUCUCCUCCCUCCCUCCAUCUACCCAUCCCUAUCUCCUCCCUCCCUCCCUCCCUCCAUCUAUCCAUCCCUCUCUCCUCCCUCCCUCCCUCCAUCUACCCAUCCAUCUCUGCUUUGGCUCUCUCCCCUCUGCAGCUCUCAGGGUUUUCUUCUGCAUUCCUCCCUCUCCCUCUCCCUCUCCCCCCUCCCACCCCCUCAUUCCCCCUCUCUCUAUCUCUCGCUUUUCCUCCACUGCAUGCCCCCCCCCCCCCCCCCCUCUCUCUCUCUCUCUCUCUCCUCUCUCUCUCUCUCCUUCUCUCCUUAAUUUGCUCCCUCUCUCUUUGGCUAUCUUUGCUGCUGUCCCUGUAUCACUGCAUGGCCCCUCCACAUCCCUCUCUCACUGCUCCACUGCAUGCCACUCCCCCUCCCUCCUUCCUCUCCCUCUCUUUGGUUGUCUCUGCAGCUGCAUUCUUCCUCCUAUUCCUGCAUAUGUAUUUCUCUUCAAAGCUUCUAUUGUGAAUGAUGAAACUUGCAGUAGCUUUGCAGCAAAUCCGUCAUGAGACAUUCAGUAUGCAUUGUGUGUGUAUGCAGGUAUGUGUGUGUGUUCUUGUGUGUGUGUGUGUGUGUGUGUGUACUAGUAUUUAGUGGGACCACAUGCCUGUGUGUACACUGUGUAUAGAACCCGUACACUCUGUGUGAUUGCAUGUGAAGCGUGCCUUUGAUUAUCCCACAGUGGGUCCAGCACACUCAUGCAUCAUAUGGCCGUUAUGUACAGGCCCAUUUCAAUAUGUCCGGGAAUCGUAGGCUAGCUAGCCUGCUCUCCUCUCCACAGUGAUGGGGCACCUCACUAUGUCCUGGUUCCUAUCCUCCUAUAGGCUUCCUUCCUUCCUUCUCUCUCUCUCUCUCUCUCUCUCUCUCUCUCUCUCUCUCUCUCUCUCUCUCUCUCUCUCUCUCUCUCUCUCUCUCUCUCUCUCUCUCUCUCUCUCUCUCUCUCUCUCUCUCUCUCUCUCUCUCUCUGACUGUCCCUCUAUCCGCAGCCAUAUUGUCACAAAGCACUGAUUGGCCAUUGUAGCCGUUCUACAAUAGCCAGUCAGUGUAGUCAAUAGCAGAUUUCUCCCUCCUCUCUCUCCACAUCCAUCCAGAUUACAGACAUACUAAAGCCCCUUUACAAUUUAAUUAUGAUUCUGUAUGUACAUUGAUUGCAGUAAGCCAUAGUAGAUGACCUAAAUUGAAACAUAAGCCUAGCAUAUAGCGAUGAAACCGAUGCAUGGUGUGUGUGUAUAUCAGUGUGUGUGUAUGAUGUGUCAUCACAAAAUAACACUUUGAUAACUGUUUGUGAGAAAAUAACUGCAGAUGGCAGUGAUCUGUAGUUUUUAUGGCUCAAGAAUGUCAGUGAAUCAAAGGCCUGUCAGAAUAUGAAUGAAUAUUCCUGGCUGAUAACAGUAGAUAAGAAUAAGAUUAAUAUGAUUCUUUAAUCACAUUUAAUAAGAUUAAUGACAUUGGAAUGUAACCAUUUGGUGCCAAGAAGACUAUCAGAGCCAUGCAAACAGAGGCUUACGUGUGUCCUUGACUAAAGUUGUGUCCUCAGAGGGUCUGAAGUAAAAGUCGCCUUCACUCCCCAGGGAGGGAGGGAAUAAAGGGAGGGAGGGAGGGAGGAAUUGAAGGCAGGACAGCCAGAGAGAGCACAGACACCUAGCAUGAGGCUAUAGGGACCACAUCUGUGGCCAUGUUGACAGGCAUAUCAAUGAGUCCAGAGCAGACCAAUCAUUACACAUGUAUUUUCUGUCAUAGCAUUUGACAUCCUUCUUGGAAUGUUAGAUUUUUGCUGUAGCCCUAAUAUGAUUCCUUGACUUGUCAAUGUUUUUAAAUUGCUGUUUUAUGAUUUUGUUAUGCUCCUGUGAUUUCUAUGGAUGUUUACUAGAUUACUUGUAGUUUUUCAUGUUGUAUGUCUGUAAUUGUGUAAUGACUUGGUGCUGCCUAUCUUGGCACAGGACGCUCUUGAAAAAUAUAUUUCAAAUCUCAAUGAGCCCUUCCUGGUUAAAUAAAGGUGAAAUAACAUUUUUUUUUAAAUUAUCCUGGGCCUAAUUUUGACCAACAUCAGAUGUUGAUUGGGGUGAAUGAUAGAGGUAGAUUAUUUUUUCUGACAGGAAGAAAUGGUGAGGAUUUGAGUUAGCCUAGCCAUAGACAGUGUACGGUCAAAAAGAAAGGAGAGGAAGAAAUACGUAGGGAAGGAGAGAGCGAGGGAUCAGGGGAGAGUGAGAAGUGUUGUAAUGCAGAGACAGAAUAUAUUUUGUCUUUCCCCAGACUGCUCUGCAGCCACCACUCGCUAUUUUUAAUCUAAUUAGAUUUCAGGACACUCCUGUCUCAGGACACCUCUGUCUUGUUGCCCAGCCGCUCCGCUCCUUGCCAGUGUUUCCCUAGGUUUGUGUAACAAACGGACAGUCCCAGUGUGUGUGUGUGUGUGAGAGAGUUUGUCUGAAUGCCUUUUUGGCGUCUCUAUAUAGCUACUGUAUGUCUUUGUAGGUGUGGAUUCCUUCUCUGAAUGCAUAUGUGCAUAAAUGCGUAUGUGUCUGUUUGUUGUGCAUGCCAUGUGCACAGCUGAGCUUUUAAUUUGUCAGGCUGACUUUGUGUUUCUGUUGUACAUAUGUGGGGCUUACAGUGUAGCGGGUUGUUUGACUGUGUGUGAAUCGGGCUGUAUCUGUGUUGAGUGUGUAGUAUGUUAAGCUGAGCUGUUUAUGUGUUUCAUUCUAUGCAUGUUGGCCUAUGUUGCGUGGUGUGCAGUAUACUAUAGCUGUUGUGGAGUGUAAUACUGUUCUGUACUGUACAGUAGGAAGGUACUGCAGAGGUCAUCUGAUCUGGACUCGUGUUACGUAGUUCUCUCUCUCUCUCUCUCUCUCUCUCUCUCUCUCUCUCUCUCUCUCUCUCUCUCUCUCUCUCUCUCUCUCUCUCUCUCUCUCUCUCUCUCUCUCUCUCUCUCUCUCUCUCUCUCUCUCUCUCUCUCUCUCUCUCUCUCUCUCUCUCUCUCUCUCUCUCUCUCUCUCUCUCGGAACAGGACACACACACACUCUCUCCUUCUCACCACAGCCAGGCCAGCCCCACUUGGCCCAGGCCUGUUUAUGGGAUAGGGAGUGGUUGUUGAGAGGCUGGAGUCAGCAGAUCUUGGUUUGAUCGAUGGCAGCGUUUGCAGUUCUCCUCCAGUAAGAGCUUUAAGCUGGGAGAAGAACACAGCUAUUUGGCAACAUACUGGGGAGAGGAACACAGGAAGGAAGGAACACACACAAACACUGGGAUCUCUUACGGUCACUGUCAGUCAGGGGCUCUUAGUUACUCUAACUGGAAGUGGUACGGUAGUUAGAUGACAUUUUCUUGAUAAAGGGUUAAGUUAUUAGGCUAUUCAGACCUGGGCAUUUAAUUCCAUUUUAAUCCUUAUGGUGCCAUGUUAAAGUGGGUUUAAACUUGAAAACGACUUGUGGUUGUAAUACAGCAGAAUUCUUCUUGCAGUGAAAGGGCAUGGCAAACUGAAGCAGCAAGUUCCAUCAAAUGGGUGGAGCCACCCUGUGUGCCCUAUGACUUAAAGCUGAGGUCAGCAAUCAGAUUAGCCAAUGAAAAGUCAGCUUGGUGUACCUUAGUCAUGACUUCCCAUUUCUGUUGACUCAGCAUGAGGCCCACAGUGACAGUUACAUGUUCUGUAUGUGUCGUGAAACCCUGAUGAAGCCAGCAUAGCGGUCCAAACGAUGGUAUCUAUUACAUUUAUUGCAUCGGAGCCAUGAGAGUGUGCAGCUUUUCUUUUCUGUCCCGUAUGUGUCAUGCAUUGUAUUGCUCUUGUUAAUGCAACUCUCUCUCUCUCGCUCUCUUUCUCUCUCUCUCUCUCUCUCUACAGACGUUUAUAGUCCUAAACAAAGGGAAAACAAUCUUCCGCUUCCACGCCACGGACUCCUUGUACGUCAUCAGCCCUUUUAGUCUCUUUAGGCAAAUAGCAAUUAAGAUUUUGAUACACUCAUAUCCUUUCAAGUGGUGCAUUGUCUUGCUUUGA
Coregonus sp. 'balchen' is the source of this 10120-nucleotide messenger RNA. NCBI's taxonomy places the organism in Eukaryota, Metazoa, Chordata, Actinopteri, Salmoniformes, Salmonidae. The record is from the annotation of a GenBank genome assembly.